Messenger RNA from Sorghum bicolor (sorghum), 2062 nucleotides. RefSeq lists its product as uncharacterized. The transcript has a single exon. Lineage: Eukaryota; Viridiplantae; Streptophyta; Magnoliopsida; Poales; Poaceae. The record is from RefSeq and is a predicted model, not a curated record. Gene Ontology annotation, biological process: positive regulation of growth. Bases 452 to 1891 code for a protein of 479 amino acids.
UGCAUGCGGUUGAAGAACCGGCCGGCGCCCCGCUGCCGGUGCCCACAUGGCUCGUGGCUGCUACUGAUUCGGCCAAAGCGUGGCCGACUUUGCCUCUCCCUCUAGACGCAGGCACCCGCCCGCAUGGCACCCUCGCACUGCCAAGUGCCGACUGCAGGUCGACUGCCCUUCUCCCUCAGUCAUCCUGUGUAGCUUGCUUGCUUAGCUCUGCUCUUUGCUGUUACAAACGCGUUGUUGCCGUUGCGUCCACGUAAGAAUUCCUGACUCGUCUCGUACGUAUCAUCUCACGCGAUCUAGCUUCUUAUCGAACUGGUAUUAAACAUGAGCUGCCGCAGCUGUUGUUGUUUGUAUUUCUGAGGUCAACCGCGCGCGUACAAAGAGUCGCUUGUUUGUUACUAUUAGUUAGUUUCUUUAGUUUCCUACGUACAAGGGACUGCUUAGCUUCUCGGCUAUGCCGGUCAGGACAUGGCUCGCCGACCUGCGCUCGAAGCUCGUCGUCGGCGUUGGCCCCCGGGACCACGGCGGGCUUGGCAUCCUCGCCUUCGAGGCAGCAGCCACCAUGUCGCGGCUCGUGUCCCUCCACCGGACGGUGUCGGACGUCGAGGUCAGGAGGCUCCGCGGCGACGUCUUGCGCGCCGAGGGCGUCGCGCGGCUAACGUCCGCGGACCAGGCUCUCCUGCUCCGUCUCGCGUGCGGCGAGCUCCUGGCGGACCUGGACCGCGCCGCCGACAGCGUGGCGCGCCUCGGUGCGCGGUGCUGCGCCGGCGCCGGCGACACGCCGGCGCCGCUCCUGCGGGACUUCGACCGGAUCUACGCCGAGGCGAAGCGUAGCCGCCUCGCGCAGCUGGACGCCACGGUCGGGUUCUCCAGGGGCGCCACGAAGCGGUUCAGGGAGAUGGAGCGCCACGUGGUCGUGGCGGCGAAGCUGUACGCGGAGAUGGACGCGCUCAGCGAGCUGGAAGCGUCGCAGCGGCGGAUGGAGCAGUGGAAGCAGCACAGCGGGCCCAUCCCGGCGCAGUCUUUGGGGACGGGCAAGAGGUCGUCAGCGGGCGAGCCCGGAGAGAAGCUGAUGAGCAAGCUCAGGGCGCAGCGGCACAAGGUGCGACGGCUCACCGAGGGAUCACUCUGGAACGUCGCCGCCGGCAAGGCGGCGAGGCUGAUGGCCAAGUCCGUCCUCGCCGUGCUCGCACGCAUCUCCCUUGCUUUCAGCGCGUCCGUUCCAGGCCUCCCCCCUUGGACGGUAGGACGCGCGUGGGCGCUGGGUCACUCGUCAGGCCCGUUGCACCGGUCGGCGACGCCCGCGGCGCUCCGGCACUCGGCUCCCAUCUUCGGCCAGAAAGACGCCGCCUCUCCACUGUUGGAAUCGAUCAAACCAUCGGUGAGCAUGGUCGGCGGCUCGAGCAUGGAGCUGCGAUACGCGAACGUGAUCUUGACCGCCGAGACGUUGCUCGCGGCGCUGAGGCCGCCGGCGGCAGGUGACAGCGAGGAAGUGCAGGAAGGGAUGAUCGACCUGUCGACGAGAGACGCGCUGUACAAGAUGCUGCCCGUCAGCAUCCGCGAGGCCAUGAACACGAAGCUGAGAGAGAGAUGGGGUAAAGGACAACCCGUGGACGAGGUGGCUGCGGCGGAAUCGAGGGAUGCGGUGGAGCGUCUGCUGCGAUGGUUGAGCCCGAUGGCGCACGACACUCUGCGGUGGAACGACGAGCGGAGUAUGGAGCGGGCGCAGCGGUUCGGCAUGCAGCCGCGCGCGCUCAUGGUGCAGACGCUGCACUUUGCCGACCGGCAGAAGACGGAUGCUGCUAUUGUUGAUGUGCUCAUCGACCUCAGCUGCAUAUGCUGGUACGACGAUGAGCGGCGACGGCUGGAGUCUCAUGACUGGGACGCCGAGUAGCACCUACAGAUUUAGCUGUGAUUGUAUCGUGUGUGAAUAUCAUGGUAUGGAGUAACUGCAAGUCACAGGUACAUAGAGCAAGGUCUUGUUUGGUUUGGAGAGUUAAACUUUAACUCUCAUCAUAUCAAAUGUUAGACUAUUUACGAAAUUAAAAACAUAGCUAAAGAGUAA